This is a messenger RNA of Aspergillus calidoustus, 2253 nucleotides long. The record is from the annotation of a GenBank genome assembly. Lineage: Eukaryota; Fungi; Ascomycota; Eurotiomycetes; Eurotiales; Aspergillaceae.
CCAAAUCCUGCCCUUCCCUUCCCCAUCGCGACACUAGCGAUGGAUGGGGUCCGACAAACUCCACAGCGCUGAACGAGCAUGAAGAAGAGCCAAUCCGGUGCCCACUUGAAGCGUUGGAUUCCAAUUCAUUGUUCGGGGCUCCCCUCUUUCUGCUCUGCAAGCUGUACGCUGUAACCCGCCCACAACUUUCUCCCGCGCAUUGCGCCGCGACAGACAAUGCGAUUAUCGGACUAGAUCCGGCACCCGCCUGGGACCUGCUCCUUCUGGCAUGGUAUAUACCCCAUAAUGCCAUUGUCGCAUUGUCGCGAUUCGCAUCGUCGAGUCAUUAGCCUACUUGCCGAAGCUCCGCGCGAGUCGAGUCGCGAGGGGUUUGCCCGCCAUCGCAGUGCGCUUAUAAAACCCCGAAGAGCUGCGCUUUGAAAAUGUCGCCUCCGGUCGCUCUAUCAUUCCUCACUUCCACUGUUCGAGAUUCACCAAGAUGAAGCUCACUUCUCCCGUGGCCGCUGCGCUCCUCGGCCUCGCGCCUGAGCUUGGCUCUGCCCUUGUCACCCGCGAGUCUUCCACCCGCUGCUGCCGCGCCCUCUCCUCCAGCCCCAUCGGCGACAAAGUCGUCUACCCCGGCGACGCCGCCUACCACGACAGCGUAACCUCCUACUGGGCCGUCAACGUCCAGCUGGAACCAACCUGCAUUGUCCAACCAACCUGCGCCGAGGAUGUCUCCUCCAUCGUGCAGACCCUCACAAGCGCCGGCGGCGAGCAGGCCCCUUGCCAGUUCGCCGUGCGCUCGGGCGGCCAUAUGACCUGGGCGGGCGCGAAUAACAUCGAGCCUGGUGUGACGAUUGAUCUGUCCAUGAUGAAUAGUACUGUAUACCAGGAGGAUGCCAAGAUCGCGUCUAUUUUGCCUGGGUCGAGAUGGCAGGCGGUUUAUGAGUAUCUGGAGGGCCAUGGGGUGGCCGUUCCUGGUGGGCGCACUGGGCCUGUUGGUGUUGGUGGGUUCUUGCUUGGAGGCGGCAACUCGUUCCACGGCGCGCGCGUCGGCCUGGCCUGCGACAACGUCGUCAACUACGAAGUCGUGUUGGCCAGCGGGCGCAUCGUCAACGCCAACGCGGACGAAAACGUCGACCUGUUCAAGGCGCUCAAGGGCGGCUCGAGCAACUUUGGGAUUGUCACCAAGUACGACGUGAAGACGAUCGACAGCCCGGACAUGUGGGGCGGCCUCGUUGUGUUUGAGAACUCGACGACCGACCAGCAGAUCCCUGCGCUGGUCAAGUUUGUCGAUAACAUCGAGAACGACCCCUACGCGAGCUGGAUUGGCCUCUGGCAGUAUAGAUCGGUGACCGAGCAGACGACCAUCACCACCCCGUUGGAUUACACCAAGCCCGAGGCGUUCCCGGCGGCGUUUGAUGAUUUCUAUGCGAUUCCGAAUAUCUCGGAUUCGACUCGUUAUGCGACCGUUUUCAACCUGACGAGUGAGCUGCAGCAGGCGGAGGGAUACCGCGACGUCUUCCUCACAAGCAGCUACUACAACAGCGAAGACGUCCUCUACAAGAUGAUCGAGAUCCUCAACAGCAAGAUCGAAGAGGCCCGCCCCCUCGCGACCGGCGAGGACUGGUCGAUCAUGGUCAUCGUCCAGCCCUGGCCCAAGAUCCUCUGGCAGCGCAACGCCGAUAACGGCAUUGGAAAUGUGCUUGGGCUCGAUCGGUUCGAUGAGAAUAUGAUUCAAGUGCUGUACGACUACUCCUGGGACUCGGCCGCCGACGACGCGCUCUUCCACCGCCUGUGCGAGGAAGCCUUGGCUGAGCUCGACGAGUAUGCUAAGUCCAUCGACAUGUACAACGAGUACAUCUACCUCAACUAUGCGGACAAGACGCAGAACCCGCUGCGCGGGUACGGAGAGGAGAAUGUGCAGUUUAUCCGUGAGGUUGCAGAGAGGUAUGAUCCUGAGGGCGUCUUCCAACGACAGGUUCCGGGUGGGUUCAAGGUGUCCAAGGCGUAGAUGAGAUCGAUUGUGGAUGGGAGCGGGGAGGGGAGGGGAGGUGGAGAGGAGCUGGGAAUCAGGCAUGGAGGAGGAGAUCAGGGGCUCUUUAAUACUUUCGCCUGUAGACUAUUGUGCGAGCUGGACAAUAGCAUUUUGCCUUUCAUAGAGUUAAGUAUAGACAUUGUAAUCGACUCUCCAUUGUGUCCGCAUCUCAGCUCGGAUCUCCCCUUCAUUUCCUCAAUCGGGGCACCCAAGCAGCUCGAGCUUCAUAAUCU